AUGAUAGGGUUUGGAGGGAACAGUUGCAGUGAGCUUUCUGAGAUGGACAUGAUGAACAUGGAAACUAAUAGGAAGUUUCUUUCUCUGCCUCUCAGUAACAACUCUGGUGCUCAAAUGCGCAGUGAUAGAAGAGUACCUGUCGCUACCAACAGCAUCCCUCAGGAUCAUCACUACACCCACCACAACACCACCGACACUUGCAGUGUGAGGGAUAAAAUCAUGGCACAUCCACUUUUUCCUCGUCUAUUGUCGUCUUACCUCAAUUGCCUAAAGGUUGGAGCACCUCCUGAAGUGGUGGCUAGCUUGGAGGAGUCAUGUGCCAAAUGUGAAUCCAUCAAUGCAUCAGCAGGAAGGACUGGAAGUGGUUCAAUAGGUGAAGAUCCAGCACUGGAUCAGUUCAUGGAGGCCUACUGUGAGAUGCUCAUAAAGUAUGAGCAAGAGCUAACGAAACCCUUUAAAGAAGCCAUGCUUUUUUUCUCAAGAAUUGAAUGUCAGCUCAAAGCCCUAGCAGUUUCAUCAGAUUUUGGUCAAAGUGAAUCAUCAUCACAGAAUGAGGUUGAUGUGCUUGAAAACAACCUAGAUUCUCAAGCUGAAGACCGGGAACUGAAAGUGCAACUUCUGCGUAAGUAUAGUGGAUAUCUAGGGAGCCUGAAGAAGGAAUUUUUGAAGAAGAAAAAGAAUGGAAAGUUGCCAAAGGAAGCUCGGCAACAACUGCUUGACUGGUGGAACCGACAUUACAAGUGGCCCUACCCUUCGGAAUCCCAAAAGCAAGCACUGGCAGAAUCCACUGGCCUAGAUCUGAAACAGAUCAACAACUGGUUCAUCAAUCAGAGAAAACGUCAUUGGAAGCCUUCUGAGGAUAUGCAGUUUGCCGUGAUGGAUGCAACUAACUACUACAUGGAAAAUGUUAUGUGCAAGCCAUUUCCCAUGGAUGGCAUGCCCAUGCUUCUUUAA
Sphenostylis stenocarpa is the source of this 954-nucleotide messenger RNA. The record is from the annotation of a GenBank genome assembly. Lineage: Eukaryota; Viridiplantae; Streptophyta; Magnoliopsida; Fabales; Fabaceae.